Molecule: messenger RNA, 732 nt
Organism: Pseudomassariella vexata
Lineage: Eukaryota; Fungi; Ascomycota; Sordariomycetes; Amphisphaeriales; Pseudomassariaceae
Exons: 2
Coding region: 1-732 (243 amino acids)
Biological process (GO): pyridoxine biosynthetic process
Molecular function (GO): pyridoxamine phosphate oxidase activity; FMN binding
Source: RefSeq, a predicted model, not a curated record
AUGGCUUCCAAAGCCACAGACGAAGGCGCCAAGCUCAUUUUCGCUCCAGCAGGGAGAGAAGCCCAGGGCCAAGCAGAGCAGUUCACCAAAGGCUUCCUCACCCGGUCCAACCUGGAUGCGACGUCGCCCAUCCGCCAAUUCCACGCCUGGUUCGCGCAGGCGCAGCAGUCUGACCUCGUCGCGCAUCCAGAGACAUGCUGUCUCUCAACGGCAGCGCUGCCAUCCGGUCGGGUAUCCUCCCGCGUGGUCUAUUUGAAGGAGCUGGAUGCGCGCGGCUUCGUCAUCUACAGCAACUUCGGCACGAGCCGCAAGGCCGCCGACUUGGCUACCAACCCCUGGGCCAGUCUGACCUUUUGGUGGGAGGGUGUGGAGCGCCAAGUCCGUAUCGAGGGGAAGACGGAGCGGAUGACGCGCGAGGAAAGCCAGAAGUACUUCGAUACGAGGGUGAGGGGCAGUCAGAUUGGGGCAUGGUCUAGUCGGCAGAGUCAGGUUCUGCGGCCUGGGGAAGGAGCGGACGAUGGAAGGAACGAGCUUGAGGGCUGGGUCAAGGAGACCGAGGAAAAAUUCAGAGGCAAGGAGAACAUCCCCGUUCCUGAGUUCUGGGGUGGGUUGCGGGUGAUUCCAGAAUUGCUCGAGUUUUGGCAGGGCCGAGAAAGCCGAUUGCAUGAUCGGUUUGUCUACACCAAGAAACAAGACGGUGAAGGGUGGGAUUUGGAGAGGUUGAGCCCAUAG